UUUUCAGAGACUAACAAAUCUCCUUUAGCUUGUGACAUACCUCAUCUCUACUGGUACAACACGGGAUAAGAAUGCUAAGAGACACAGCAUGAUGAUUUCCUCUUAAUGGGUACUGUUACGGUGGUGUUGAGGAAGGCACACGAAGACGAUGAUGAAAUUCAACAAGUAGUUUAAUAGUAUCCAGGAUGAGGAUAAACCACAUAGACGAGGAGCUGACACACACCAAUUCGAACGUAGAUGCAUAGACGUAACUUAGAUGUAGAUGUAGAGACGUUAAAUAGACGCAAUACCGGAACAAGACAAGAACCAAAGGGUGAGCUUAAAUAAGGCAGGUAGCUGAUGACAAACAGGUGAUGGGAAUUAACUAAUGAGCACUAAUGAAUCAUUGAACUGAACGAGGGCACAGAAGAACUAAACAGACCAGAUGACAAAACAAAAGGGAAACACAAAAAAAGUUCAUAUCUUUUACAGGUACCUUGUGGGGGCCACCAUGUUGAGAUCACAAACCCAGCUGUGCCAGGCAAUGCAACAGUUUAUAAUAAUAAUAAUAGUAAUUAACUUAUCAAAAUUAAUAUUAGUAAUAACUUAGUAAUAAUAGUAAUACCAACCAAACACAAUAAAAGUCAGAUGUAAUGGCUUGACAAGUGCAGUAAUCCUAAUGAAAAAUGAACUUUGGGUAGGGAAUUUUUGGGUCCAGUCUUAAUGCCUAAUAUUUACAUACAUGAUUUUCUACUUUCUGUUGCUAGUUGGCCCAGGAUAUUAUGUCUUAAAUACACAUCAUAAAAAAAACAAAUGUAAGUUUAAAGUGAUGGUACUGAUGCAUGAGAUCCAUCAUUCCAGACCAAAUGAGUGUGGAGAAGUAACAUGUUCAAACAAACAGUUCCUGCAAUGAAACAAACCAUGAUAGCAACAGCGUUAAGAUAAAUGGCAGGACCUGAAGCUCAAAGCUACAGUAGCAAAUGCUGUACAGAGUUUUGAGGAAUCCAAAUCGACACCGUGAUGGAAUCCGAUUUUUCACUGCUGUCCUCCUCAAAGGGAGAGUUCAAGGCGAAAGAUUACAUACAGCCACAUUACAAGGAAGCGUAUCGGUUAGCCAUAGACUGCCUGGUCAAAGAGGGAGAAGCUUCUUAUCGAAAUUUCAUCAAAGAGGAAGGGAUAUGCGGUUUCCUCUCUGAGGAGGAAAUCAACCAUAUUACAGAGAGCGCUGUGCAGCCCCUCACCAGCAACCACUCAGAGGAGGUGGACUGUCCGCAGGACGAUACAUCCUCCACAGGCACAUACUGGCCCACUCACUCUGACACUGAUCCGCCAAACCUGGAUUUAGGCUGGCCAGACGUCCCGCACAGAAGGCUUGAGACCAACAUAGACCUGCUGUUCCACCCGCCGAGGCAAAACAGCCCCACUAUCAAGGAAGUGAUCCGCAAACAAAUACAGGAUGCCAGGCAGGUCAUAGCAAUCGCAAUGGAUGUUUUCACUGAUGUGGACAUCUUUAAAGAAGUGGUGGAUGCCUCAGUCAGAGGUGUUCCAGUCUACAUUCUCCUCGACCACAAUCACUUCAAAUGCUUUCUCAAUAUGACAGAAAAACAAGACAUCCAAAUCCAAAAACUCAGGAAUAUGAGGAUACGCACAGUGAAAGGCCAGGAAUAUUGUUGCAAAUCAGGGGUAAAGUUCCAUGGAGGAAUGGGGCAGAAAUUUCUUCUUGUUGACUGCCAAAAAGUAUUUUUUGGAUCAUACAGCUUCAUGUGGUCUUACGAGAAGAUCAACCUCAGCAUGGUUCAGGUUAUAACAGGCCAAUUAGUGGAGACUUACGAUGAGGAAUUUCGGACGUUGUACGCUCGAUCGACAGUCCCAGCUCAGUUUCAGACUGCCAGUGUGAACCAGUGUGAGACGAAGCCCAAUGGAAAAAUGGAUGGAUAUCUGAUUCAUUCCAGCCACCCCUUUGAAAGGAAAGAUCAUUUAAGGCACACGCUUGACGCUGUUUACCGGCAAGCCUGUGAAAGGAGAUCAGGAUUCUCGGCACUGAGAGAGGUUGAAGAAAGACCACUUGUUACACCGCAUGCUCGAUUCCUUCAAGACACAUCAGAGUUUUACAAAAGACACAGCUACGCAGGAGAACGGCAGGAGCCUGCGUAUCUGCCAAAAUUGCCCAAGUAUGGCUCUAGUAAUUGGAACGUGGAAGCAGAGAGCAACCGUUAUGGCGGUUUCUCCAACAACGAGGACAACCAGUAUGAAAGUUACGUCAUCAACCCGAUGUUCAGAGGCUUAAAUAUGCGCCAGUCUUACCACGGCCACGACAAACAAAUUCUCAACAUGAGGCAAAACCUGCCCAGUUUAGCAAGUACUUCCAAGUCCUUCCUUCGGACAUGGAGGAUAGAGUCUUACCUUAACAACAGCAACGACGCACCUUACGGCGAGAACUACGAUUAUCUGGACCAAUUUGAGGAGAAUAAAAUGGCUCCUCUGCAACACUCUCGUAUCAGAUCAUCGGUUGUUUUCACGUCCACCAUACCGGAACAACCAGAGACGAACAGCUACUCCAAUAAUUCAGCGUCCUCCAACCACGAUCCGGCACGAAUUCAGUCAAACACUCAGAUGUAUUCCUCAACCCAGUGGAAUCAGACUGCACAGCACGAUGACUACUUGCUGAAGAGGCGCAGUUUACAGAUUUUAGAAAACUCAGGAAGUAACAUGACCUAUAGCUCCGGAAGGGAUGCAAUAUAUGCAAGUUUAAACAGAGCCAAAAAUCGAUUUGCAAACAAGGAGCAUGACUACCAGCAAGAUGACAGAUACAAAAGGCACAGCUUGGCCGAUCCCAGGUGCAAUACAUAUAACAGUGACUUUAUUGAGCCCUCUAGUUACAUGUACGCAUCUUUACCUAGAAGACAGAAAGUCUGCAACGUGUCCGCAAACGAGAAUCCCAGAAAUGCAGCGUACACACCAAAUUUCAAAGAGGACCAGAGGUCCGUCUCACAUCAUGAUUUCAAAAAGGCAGAUGAGAGCAAAACUACCUCAGGAAACAAAUGGCAAGAGCCUCCCUCGAGAACUGUGUCAGCAACGCUUCUGGACACGGAGGACAGUCAGCCUUCGAAACCAAACAGCGCAUCAUCGCAGCGCUUCUUGAAAAGGAGCACCAAGAAAAUAAAAUCCCUUCUAAACAUCCCACAAAAGGGGGACAGCUCCCCGAAAGGAAAGAACUCAGAAAGUCUCAAAAUGGGAAGCAGCACAGAUACGAUUCUCUCAGAUUAUGAUGACACCGUGCAAAGCAAGAAACACCAGGGUAGCACUACCAAUUCCACCAAGUCCGUUGAGAGCAGCAGACUGAAGCGAGCUAAUGGGAAGAUCCCUGGAGCUGAGAAUCACUCUCCUGGCCUGGCGGGAGAGGCAUCUGCGCCUCGGUUUAUCACCGAAGAGCUUCAUCCGCCUCACACACCUGCAAGUGCAGAGACUUCCAAAACACAGGAACAAUCCACAGUCGUUUCUCAGAACGAGAAGACAGACUCGCCACUAACCAGAUCGGAUCUGGUGUCAAAGCAACAAGUAUCAGUAAACAGGCUGUAUAGCAGAUUUGAGCCGCUUUGCUCAUUUGAAAGCAGGCGUCCCACAGUAGGCCAGCCUGCCUAUGUACCUGCACAGAGUCACGUAAGCGAGAAAACAAGGAAUUCUGUCUUUUUAAGAAAACAGCCCAUGAAUGAUCAUAGCAGUUACACAAACCAGCAGACGCAGGGACAUGACAAUAGAAUUGGCCGUUUCAUUCAAAGGGUUGGAAAUUUAAUACAUAAGAAUAAGUACUGAAAUAACUAAUGAAAUGAUGUUGAAGCUGAAGCGUGUCAUUUCUGCACCACUAUAUUGACCAAAUGGAAUUACAAAAAUUGCGCACAUAAGAAUUUUCAAACAGGUUUCUUAAUAAGCACUAUUCUCCACUUUUCAAUGGUCAGACUAACAGAUAGUCCUGCCCCUAACUAUUGCCAAGGUUGUUAUGUCAGACUGGCUGGGAUGCUCGUGCUCAAUGGCUUGUUGAAACUGUCAUUGCAUAUUAAACUGGGAUAGGAGAAAAAAAAUUCAGAUCCUAAAAAAUUACACAUUUUGGCUUUGAAAAUGUGCAACAGUGAUAUUGACUUGAAUGCAUUAUUGCUAAUGCCAGUGUUGAAGGUUUGCAAUAUAACUGGUGGAAAAUGCUGCAAGCACUGUUACACUGUUACUUUGUAGUAACUUUUGUUUUAUUGUUAUUAAUAUUAUUUGUAAAGUUAAAAGGAAUGUUUUGUGUUGGGAUAAUGGGCAGACUGGGUUAAUUAUUUCUGUUACUUGAGUAAUUGCCUCUUGAAACAUUACCUAAGGAAAAAAAACACACACCAAUUUUUGUCUGCUUACAAGCUGUAGUAAACCAUCUGUACAACUUUAAAUUGCACUUCAGCCUGGACAAAUGCUUCCCAGAGAUAUCCCAGAUUGUUUAAAGUCUACAUUGAAAUGUUGGAACACAUACAAGAUAUAUAAUGUCGGUUUGUGGGUAAUUGGUGCUUAGCUAUUAUUAAGAUUGUUUGUGUCAUGAUUGAUCCAAAACAGUUCUCUAUUAAAUAUGUGCAUUAAUGAGUCUCAUUUCACAAAGUGCACAUGUACAGUACAGUGUAUACUGAACAAACAAUAUCAAAAUGCUAUUCUCUUACUACAGUUGGACUUUUUUUUUUUUUGCACACAAAUACAGUCACUACUGCUUGUAUCCCAACAGGCUACUUACCAAAUAAAUUAAUGGUCAUGAAACUGAUGUUGAAACUGAAUUAUGAUGCGAGGAACAGGAAGGUAAUCAUGCAAUUUACUCACUUGUUUGAGUUUACUAACAUCAAGUUUGAUAACAGCUUAUAUUGUGUAUAUAACACAUAUAACAGCUUUAAUUAAUGUAGUAAGUAUUCCUGGACUUCAUACUGACACCUACUGGUGAGGAUGCAGCAUCAUGCAAAAGCAAAAGCAAGUCCUUCAAGGGGGUGUUAACGAGAAUCGGCUGGUCAUAGGGUUUCAUGGCAGCUUUCCUAAGGUGAUUCAUCCCAAAAGCCAAGCAGCUUUUAUUAGGCUACUGAAAUGACUGGACUCCUCAUCUCAUGUGCACAUCAGUUUGAGCAUAUCUGUUAAAUUUACUGUUAAUUUAUUUGGAGGUAAAACAUUUUUAAUGACAAAAGUGGACCUAUUCUGUUGCCCAUGGAUUACAGUUUUCUUUUGUCAUUAUAUAAAGGUAUAAUUGGGACGAAAACAAAAAGCUAAUUCAGUUAUAUUCUUAUCUAUUGUUAAGCCCACACUUAUGUUGCUGGAACUGUUUUAGCUGGUUCUAGCAUUAGUGCCUUAUUCAACAAACUCUCAUGACAUGAGUUUUUAUUUUAAAAUGAGUUUGCAUUU
Molecule: messenger RNA, 5382 nt
Organism: Sinocyclocheilus rhinocerous
Lineage: Eukaryota; Metazoa; Chordata; Actinopteri; Cypriniformes; Cyprinidae
Product: protein FAM83B-like
Exons: 6
Coding region: 1000-3792 (930 amino acids)
Biological process (GO): signal transduction
Cellular component (GO): cytoplasm; membrane
Molecular function (GO): protein kinase binding
Source: RefSeq, a predicted model, not a curated record